GUUCAUGUUAGUAAGGUGGAAUGGGAGACGUGUCCACAGUAUAUAAAAGAGCGAUGUUACCGCGGAUCGGCUUCUGAACUGGGGCUGAUUUAUUCGUUGGAUUAUUCCUAUUGUUUUUGUACUUAGACAAUACGAAUUAUCCUCGUGAUGGCCCUCAGUCAGACAAGCGUGCUAAAAUUAUACAAUACUGUGAUAGAGGAUGUUAUAUCCGGCGUAAAAGAGUCAUUUAUAGAUGAAGGUGUAGACGAACAAGUACUACAAGAACUCAAACAAAUAUGGGAAGGCAAGCUGAUGUCCAGCAAGGCUGUCGAACUAAAUCCAGAUCCUCCAGAACCUCAGGUCCCUCAAAUAAAUACGCAUAAAGCUGUGUCUGUUAAUAAAGGAGUAAAUGUAGGAAACCACUUUGUACAGCAAACGGGAGGAAAUUCUGCUCCGCAGCAACCACCGCAACAGCAACAACAACAGCCGUCGCAGCAGCCUCAGCAACAAACACAAACUCAAUGUCAUUCGAAUACAACUGGUAUACAACAACAUACUGGCACACCAGUGCAACAGUUAGUGACAUCUACAUCAGCGGUGAUGGAUCGGCAAGUACCCAUCCAGAUAACAUUGCCACCGCAAACUGGUGUUCCAGAUGCUCCGCAAAGAGUUUUGACUAUCCAGGUUCCUGCGUCUGCAAUUCAGGGUAAUCAGUUACAUACAAUCCUGACGGGUCCAGUUAUUUCAGCGGCAAUGGGAUUGCCAGCAAAUCUGGCUUCCACAUUGCUUCAGCAGCAUGUCAAUUCUACGCUUCAAGGCCAAGCAACAUUGGCGCCUCUUCAAGUUAGUCAGCCGCUUCAGGUUGUUACACAGAAUACAAAUAAUGUUUCUCAACGAUCUGUACAAAAUCAGAAUAACAUAGCACAAUUGGAUGGCCCGCUCGGAGACUCAUCGGACGAUGACGAAGAAGAGGAAGAAGAGGACAAUGAAGACGAAGAAGAAGAUCUUGAUGACAAAGAGGAAGAGGAAAAUGACGAAGCUGCUGCAAGAGAAGAGGAGCCAUUGAAUUCAGAAGAUGAUGUAACCGACGAUGAUCCAACAGAUCUUUUUGAUACCGAUAAUGUAGUCGUUUGUCAAUACGAUAAGAUAACAAGGAGUAGAAACAAAUGGAAAUUCUACCUCAAAGACGGUAUAAUGAACCUCAGUGGUAAAGAUUACGUGUUUCAAAAAAUGAACGGUGAUGCGGAAUGGUAAAAAAAAUAAUAUAUGAAGCUUCGAAAAUCGACCUUGAUAAUGUGUUCACGUGAAAUUGAUAAAAAAAUUUUUCAUUAGAUUCUUCUUUUGAAAAGGGUUCAAAAUUUCUUUUGGUAUAGAAGUGAUUCUUUUAAGAUUAAGGGAGAAAGUUCAUUAUUUAAAAAUUCUUU
Messenger RNA from Colletes gigas, 1403 nucleotides. RefSeq names its product transcription initiation factor IIA subunit 1 (gene TfIIA-L). Gene Ontology annotation, biological process: transcription initiation at RNA polymerase II promoter; transcription by RNA polymerase II. Lineage: Eukaryota; Metazoa; Arthropoda; Insecta; Hymenoptera; Colletidae. The coding region runs from base 148 to 1233 and encodes 361 amino acids. Gene Ontology annotation, cellular component: transcription factor TFIIA complex. The record is from RefSeq and is a predicted model, not a curated record. The transcript is spliced from 7 exons.